Molecule: messenger RNA, 1715 nt
Organism: Suricata suricatta (meerkat)
Lineage: Eukaryota; Metazoa; Chordata; Mammalia; Carnivora; Herpestidae
Product: translation initiation factor IF-2-like
Exons: 4
Coding region: 326-1390 (354 amino acids)
Source: RefSeq, a predicted model, not a curated record
CGUGCCAAUGACAGCACCCACACUGGGAACCAGCACUGCAGGGGUCGUGACCUGAGAUCUAGCAGGUGGGCGGGGCAGCCCCCUGCCCCCAGCCCCACCCCUGCACCCAUCACAAACCUGGGCCUGCAUCACAAUCCCUCUGGCCACGCCCCCCAGGGAUACAGCCCCCAGCACCAAGACAAGGGCCAGCUGGCAGCAGGCCUGGCUGUCCCCACCUCCAGGACCACCGCGCCACCUCACCUGCCGCUGGCCGCCCGCGGGCCGCAGAGCACAAGAGGGGCGUCCCUGCUGUCCUGCGGCACCCACAGACCCCGGCCCGCCCCGAAUGCAACGUUGCACACCCCGGUCUGGAAAGUUACUCCUGCCUGGGAAGCGGCUUCUGGCCAGACCCUGGGGACACUGCCCGCGAGGAGACACAGAGACGUCACAUCACAGCCUCCACGGGGCCACGGGCUGCCGUUCCACUCGGCCAGCGCAGCCCCGAGCCCGGAUGGGCCCUGAUCCAGUGACUCCACCACGGCCCGCCGCUCAGCUGGAAGCUAGAGAGGGGCUCGGCCCGAAGCCCCCCCGCCGGCCCCCUCCCCACCCGAGAGCCAGAGGCCUGGGCCCGUGCUGCACGUCCGUCUGCGUCGCCAAGUCCUGGGCCCUGGGAAGGCGGUCUGGAUCAGCUCCAAAAUUCGGAAAACAAGCACCAUCGAGGGGACAACAGCCAAGACCAAGGGCACCCCUGGGAGCACACAGGACCCCGAGGCCACAGGACCCGGCACCCACCCCCAGCAGCGUGGCUCCGGCUCAGAGGCGCCCCCGCGGGCACUUGCCACCAAGGAGGACGGCAGCAGCUCGGGCUGGGCGGGCGCCACCAGGAUGCGGCUCACGGACCUGGGGACAGAAGCAGGGGGACGCCCACGGUCCUGGAAGGCCAGAGACGCCACGGUUGGCUUGCACACGAAUCUGGGUGGCGGACAUCUACACGUGUGGCGUGAAAUCCUCUCCGAUUCGCUGCGUGUUUGACAGUCAUCCUGGUACAAGGCUGGGGACCUGCUGCACGGCCCAGCACCUGGCCCGCGCGGGCGGAGGAGGAAGCGCCAGCUGCUCAUGCACCCAGCGUGCUCUGGGCCAAACCACGGAGGCCCCCGCCCUGGGAGCGCCCGCGGACACCCACCCCGCACCUGCCCGGGGCCCUGCCGCGCGGGCCCCCCACUGCGCUGCUCCCGCUCGGGCACAACGGCCUGAAGACCGGCUGCGGCCCCUCUCGGCCGCCCCUCCCCGCGGGGAGGUCCGAGUCCGGGUCAGGAAAGUCCACGCGCUCAUCCAUUCAGGCCCCUGGUCCGGUUCACAAGGUCGCCCCCAUCUGCACCUUGGAAGUUGGCGCAGUGCUGCUCCGGCCUGAGAAUCAUUUCAGCACACGGUGCACGCACACCUCCUGAUCCGGGUCCCGACACCCAGCGACUCGCUCACCCUCGGGGGGGGCAGGUGGCCUCGCAUCCGCUGCCCCCACUGCCCUCCGACGGCUCUGCCUGGGCGGCUUCCGAAGACGUGACGCACACCAGCCCCCAUCUUGGGCGAUGACGCUACGGAGUUCAGCGUCAGGCGGAGCGAGGCUUUCUGCCAUUUCAUUCUAACAUGAAGAAUUCUAACUCAAGAUAAAACUGCUUCCUGAUUCAGGUUCUUUGAAAUUUGUUGAGUCAAGUUUACAUUCUAGCACUUGGUCGGUU